Molecule: messenger RNA, 1455 nt
Organism: Pistacia vera
Lineage: Eukaryota; Viridiplantae; Streptophyta; Magnoliopsida; Sapindales; Anacardiaceae
Product: beta-amyrin 28-monooxygenase-like
Exons: 3
Coding region: 1-1455 (484 amino acids)
Biological process (GO): sterol metabolic process
Molecular function (GO): iron ion binding; heme binding; monooxygenase activity
Source: RefSeq, a predicted model, not a curated record
AUGGAGCAAUUCUUCCUAACACUCCCCUUCCUCUUUGCCUCUUUUCUUACUCUCUCUUUGUUCUUCUUCUUCUACCUCCACAGCUCCAAAUACUCUCUCCCAAAUCUUCCUCCAGGAAAGAUUGGUCUUCCAUUCAUCGGCGAAACCCUCCACUUCUUCUCCACAGGAAGGAAAGGCCACCCUGAAAAAUUCAUAUUCGAUCGCAUCACAAAAUACUCUUCGCAUGUAUUCAAAACCAACCUUUUAGGUGAACCCAUCGCCGUCUUUUGUGGCGCUGCAUCACACAAAUUCUUGUUCUCUAACGAAAAUAAGAAUGUCAUAUCAUGGUGGCCAGACUCCGUUUACAAAAUCUUCCCAUCUUCUUUUCAAACCUCUUCCAAAGAUGAAGCUAAAAAAAUGCGCUUUAAAAUCCUUCCACAAUUUUUAAAACCCGAAGCCUUACAGAGAUAUAUUAGUAUCAUGGAUCAUAUGGCUCAAAGACACUUCACCGAUGAUUGGGAAAACAAAAUUGAAAUAUUAGUCUUCUCUCUUACAAAAAAAUACACUUUCUUGUUAGCUUGUCGUCUGUUUUUGAGUAUAGAUGACCCUUACCAUGUUGCGAGAUUACUGGGGCCUUUUCAUUGUGUGGCUUCUGGAAUCAUUUCUAUGCCUAUUGAUUUGCCUGGAACCAAGUUCAACCGCGCCAUAAAGGCGGCGAAUUUUAUAAGGACAGAGGUGAUAAAGAUCAUAAGACAAAGAAAAUUUGAUCUUGUAGAGGGAAAGGCAUCACCAACGCAAGAUAUAUUGUCACAAAUGCUGUUGACAAGUGAUGAGAAUGGAGAGUUCAUGAAUGAAAUGGAUAUUGCUGAUAAGAUUAUAGGAUUAUUAGUUGGUGGACAUGAUACUGCUAGUGCUACUUGUACUUUCAUUGUCAAGUUUCUCGCCGAGCUCCCUCAUGUUUAUCACAAAGUUUUCGAGGAACAAAUGGAGAUUACCAAGUCAAAAUGUGAAGGUGAAUUGCUGAACUGGGAUGACAUCCAAAAGAUGAAAUAUUCAUGGAAUGUGGCCUGUGAAGUGAUGAGACUAGCGCCACCAAUCCAAGGUGCAUUCAGGGAAGCUAUAAGUGACUUUAUUUUCAAUGGCUUCUCCAUUCCCAAAGGCUGGAAAAUAUAUUGGAGUGCUAACUCAACGCAUAGAAAUCCAGAAAACUUCAUCCAACCGGAGAAAUUUGAGCCGAGUAGAUUCGAAGGAGAAGGACCCGCUCCUUUCACAUUUGUUCCCUUUGGUGGAGGUCCUAGGAUGUGCCCUGGAAGAGAAUAUGCUCGUUUGGAGAUACUUGUUUUCAUUCACAAUUUGGUGAAAAGAUUCAAGUGGGAGAAAGUUGUUCCCCAUGAAAAAAUAAUAAUUGAUUUUCCAAUGCCGGUACCAGAAAAGGGGCUUCCAGUUCGGCUUUGUCCUCACAAAGCAUGGAUAUAA